AUGGACCCUACCAAGGGUUUGGAACCGCACCAGUCGCAGCCGCCGCCGCCGCCGCCGCCGCACACCAAGAAGCGGCAGAACGGCAGCAGCGAGCCGCUAGGGUCCCUGCAUGCGCCCGGCAGUGGCACCACCGGCAGAAGCAAUUUUGAAGACGAUGGUGACGCCAGCGCCGCCGGGGGACAGCCGCCGCCAAACAAGAGCCAGAAGCGCCGCGGGAGGCACAAUACGGCCUGCAAUUUCUGCCGGCUGCGCAAGGCACGCUGCAACAAUGAGCGUCCGCGCUGCGGCUUCUGCAGGGCAAGCAACCAGGAGUGCGUCUAUGCCGAGGAUCAGGAGAAGCGGUGGCAGCAGUCCCACGAUUACAGCACUGCCGACAUCAUAUCCCGCUUGGACGAGCUCAAGAGUUUACUUGUUGGCUCCACGGGAAUUGCGGCGGCCGCAGCAGCAACAGCAACAGCAGCAGCAGCAGCAGCAGCAACUACGCCGCCGCUGCCGCCGCCGCCGCCGCGAAACCACCAGAGCCGCUGGCCCUCCGUCUCCGACCUCGACGGCGCGAAUAGCCCGUCCGCAAACAGCAGCAACAGCCACCGCAGCCCGUCCGGGGCCAUGCAUUCGGCCACCCCAGGACCUGGGGACGGUCGCGGCCGCGUCAAACUGGCCGAGGGCAACUUCUUAUGGGCGUCGUGCGAGUCGAUUCUCCGCUGGCCGGCGCUGCGGGACCUCUUGCUCCCGGAGGAGCAAAACAUUCAAUCCUUUGUGCUGGAGUCGGACCUGGACUUUGACGAGGUCUUUGUGUCAAAGACGAGCAGGGUCCAAUCGACACGUCCCAAAUUCCAGAGCCCGUCGGAUGCCGACAGUCGGCGUCGCGAGAUCAGCGAGGCCGAGAUCGUGCCGCUAGUGGACAAGUUUUUGAUGGAGGUCCAUGUGCGCAACCCCAUCCUGGACGAGGAGGAGCUGAGGAGGUAUGCGAGGGACGUUGCCGAGAACGGAAUGACGUGGGAUGGAAAGACUUGUUUGGUGCUGAUAGCGUGCGCCCUCGCAUGCCUCUGGGCCGGAUGGCAUCCACCACCACCCCCUGGCAGCGUCGCAGCCCCGUACUACUCGGAGCGAGAAGACGUGCAAGGCGCCGCGGCAUUCUACCUGGAGGCCAAGAAGCGGUUCGGUUUUCUUCAGAUGACCAUACUGGACCUCCAAUGCCUGCACCUGGCCAACAUGUUUGAGAAGUGCGCCUUUAGGCCGCUGAGGGCGUUCGACCUGAUGCAGAAGGCGAGCCACCGGCUUCAGGUUCACCUGCAAAGGAAGACUUGGCGAGGAGAGGCCAUCGCCAAGACACCAGAGGCCCAGAGGGCGAGCAUGUUGGAACAGAGACUUUUCUGGUCGACAGUCAGACUAACA
Messenger RNA from Pyricularia pennisetigena, 1395 nucleotides. RefSeq lists its product as uncharacterized. Gene Ontology annotation, biological process: regulation of DNA-templated transcription. The annotation marks the transcript as partial. The record is from RefSeq and is a predicted model, not a curated record. Gene Ontology annotation, molecular function: zinc ion binding; DNA-binding transcription factor activity, RNA polymerase II-specific. The transcript has 3 exons. NCBI's taxonomy places the organism in Eukaryota, Fungi, Ascomycota, Sordariomycetes, Magnaporthales, Pyriculariaceae.